UUGGUCAGUCGGUCGGUGUCGUUGGCAGCUGUCGCAUCGCGUUAAGUUUCUUCAGGGUCUCGCGACAAACACGCAGCCGGUGGUACCUCACGAUCACACCCUUUUUUUCCUUUUUUUCUCUUUAUCUUCCUUUUUCUAUCUUUUCUCUCUCAUUGCGAACGAUCAAUUUUUGCCGCGAAAUAGACCGCGUGCUCGAAGAAUUUGACAGAUAUCACUUUCUGUCAAAAUCCCGCAUAUACUCCUCUCCCCCAUCUAAGAAGAGGGGGGGGGAGAGAACACAUGUGCGUACAGUGGAGCGGCGCACGAGGGAUGAUGUGAGGCGGACGAUCGCGAUACAGCAUGAAGGCUACAUAUUUCUGCUGCUGUCAGUGCUGUCAGAGCGGAGAUUGCUGCAAUAGUCGGACGUUUUCCAACCAUUCUGAGAGAUCACCUAUUGAUACGUGCACGUCCCACUUUUCUGAAGUAACCAGUCCGCGGAUCAUGAGGAGAUCUUCCAUCAAGACACUCACGUGGACGUUCUACUUGUCCACCCUAUUAUUCCUACCGGCGAGAACAAAUGCCCUGGAAGAGAACUGUACGGAUUUUCAGGGUGGUACUGUCAGACACGGCCUUCUCUACGUGCCAGGACCUGCGGUCUGCAGUCUCUGCGUAUGUUAUCAUUCCGAGCCGAUGUGGUGCCGGGCCAUCUACUGUACACCACCGUUUAAAUGCAAGAAGUUCCGCGUGGGCGAACGUUGCUGCGAAUUUGAGUGCCUCGACGACAGCGACGACUGGAGUGGCCCGGACGUUUACGACGUGUACGCCAUGGCAUCAUCGGUCCAGAAGCAAAGUCCCGUCAUCUGUCUAUUCGGACUGAUCGCACUACUGAUGGUGCCCUAGUUACGACCUGACGGGAUCCGCGAUCAUCGUAGCUGCCAAUCUUGCCCUCGUCAGAAGAAUUCGUCCGUUAGUGAUAUCAGUGAUCCGACGAUGAUGACGAUAAAAUUGUGCACGAGAAUAUCCCGAGGCAGGUUUGACUCAUGACUACGUUUUGACGAACGGCACAUCCCUCACCUGUCGCAAUUACGUCGUCCAACUUUGAAAUAAUAUUGAAAUAAAGAAAUUGAGAAUUAAUGUUUUUUUUACCGAAUCGAUAUGUUGAGAGACGCGAACACGUAGAAACUGAACAAACUAAAAGCGUGGAAUAUGCGUGGUAAAGCGUUAUUUUGUCGAUUUUUUUUUUUUCUAAACCCACUUCCUCAUAUUUUUCCACCUUUUCAAAUUCGAUACGAUAAUACUCAUCGGGCGGAUUCAAUAUCGGAGUUAAAAUCUAUUCCGAAUAUAUAUCAAUGAACGAUGUUCGUGACUCUUGAUUUCACCUAAACAUUUAAAUGUCAAGCAUUGUCAUUUACCAAGUUUGAUAUCAUUUCGAAGUAGAGUACAGCAUUUUUUAUCGAAGAUAUCCAAUAAAAUGCAUAUAAAUAAAAUGUCAAAAAACUAAUGUUCAGCGCUUAAUUCGAUCAGAUCUCUCGGCUUAACCGGUAUCGAUUCUCGAGGACGAUCGUAAUCGCAGACAUUGUGUAUGUGUCAUCAUCAAAAUCAGCAAAAAUACUCCGAUCCUCGUCUUUGGUAAUACUCUUGAUGGACGGUGAAUAGACAAUUGAAACCGAUCGAGACCUCGCGUGCACGCAUCGUGUGCAUGUGUGUGCGUGUGUAUGUAUGUAUGUGGGCGUGCGCGCGUAUGGUCAAAAAUUUUUAUUUUUUCAUCGUCGCGAACCGUGUAAUAACGCGAACGUGUCGGGCAAACAGAUUAGAACGAAGAGUUAUACAAGUUCAUCAUCACGAGCGUUGGGAAGCUCCGAGUGUGUGAUAUCCCCUUUGUUAACGAGACUCGUUUCAAUCUCCAAUUGAGUCGAUUUCACCGUUCAUUCGUUUUACUUUGCGCCAGAUUCGUCGGUGAAUGAGCACUUUUUUAAAAGAAUUCCUUCUACUACCUCUUUGCAAUUGAAAUGUAUAAUAAAAUUGAAAGAGCUCGUCGCGUAUCCUUUGCUUUUGUUUCGUUCGCAAUCGCGUCUUCGGCAUAUCUUCUGAUAUUUUUAAUUUAAUUUAUACACGGAGAAAAAGCUUUUCACACUGAAAGAGAAAUCACUUGAAGUUUAAUAAUUCGUUUAUUUUACAUAAUUUUGUUAAGAUAUCGAUUUAAAAUCUUCGUUUGUGUACGCAUUAUACUACACAUAAAUUAUGCGACGAUAGCCGAUGCGAGAUAUUUAUUUGGUUACUUAUUAUAUUUUAACUAUAACGAUAAAAAUACAAUUGACAUUUUAACGAUGAGAUUUUAGACGUAUUGCAUUCCGCGAUAACAUACUCUUUUUAUAUUUACAGAUUACAAAACAACGAUUAUUCUCGUACUAAUUAAUGCUCAACCAUCAAUUAACUGCUGCUCGUGCGAUAUUUCCAAGCGAUAAUAAUUACAAUGAACUAGAUUUUCAUGUAAUAACAAGCCAAUUUAUUAGGAUUAUAAUUAAUAUAAUUCGAUUUGUGCCCACGUAACUAAUUGGAUCGAUGAGAAAGCUGAAGCUUAAAUUAUUAACACGAGCAAUUUUAUAUUUAAAAUAAUCUGACAAUUGGUAUCAGUAACAUUGCACUAAAAUUAUUUUAGAACCUUAAUUUUAAACGAAACUUAUUGGAAACAAUUUGAUGAAAAGUUGAUUAAGUUUUAACGAAAUGCAUUUUAUUACAGACACCGGCGAUAAAUCCGAGCAAAAUACAUGGGGCCACGAUCAGUAUAACGUACACAAACGUAUUUUCUUGGUUUUUUUGUAGAGAAAUGUGAGAAUGAUAAACAUGGUGCUAACAUAAAUCAUUUCUCGUUAAAGAGAAUGAUGCUGUAUAUUACAUGGCAUUCGCGAAUUUUCCCAAUAUUUGCGACAUUGUAUUUUAAUAUUUGUGCACAUAUGCUUGCCUGUGAUAUAUUUUUACGGCAUUUUAUUAUUGUCCUUGCCUUUGUAUUACUUAUCGCUUCGCGAAUCUCGAAGGCUUCGAUUAAUGCUGCGAAUGUUUCUAACAAAAACAGAUCUUUUUUAAAAUGUUGAAGGAAGAAGAACGAGAUCAUGUAUAAUAGUGCAUAAAGAUGACGACGGUAAUAAUUAAUAUAAUGAUAUAUUGAUUAAUAUUAUAUUUAUAUAAUUAAGCGAAAACUCUAUUUGCUGUAUACAUAAAAAGAAAUUACAAAACAGUCAUUCCUUUUAAUAAUAUUUAGAGCCCUAAUAUAUAUGCCGUAUGCAUAAAUAUACACAAGUACAUAGAAUAUAUACAUAUGUUACACAAUGAUAUUUAAUUAGUAAUGUUAAUAAAAAUAUUCCAUCCCUUAUGAAUGCGCGAAAACAAAGAACCAUAAAGAGUGACAAAAAUUGUUCUGCGAAUUUAGUUAGCUCUGCUCUCAGUUACACAGGGUAUUUGCGAAUAAUCUUUUCCACGAUCGUAAACUUAUCCAAAUCUGGCUCGAGCUUAACGCCUAACAGGGAAUCGCGUGUGUACAUAUAUAUAAUCUAGUUUAUAUAUGUAUUUCUCGUUUUGCAGAAUUCUUGUCAUUUUGAUCGUCCAAUCUACAUUUUUGCGACUGUUUGUUUAAUACAUCUCCGUUGAUAAGAAUCGCUCAUUUAUAUGCAUUAUCGCGCAUUUAUAUCACAUUGAAGCUAUCUUUCAAUCGUUCGCAUCAAUUUGAAACAUUAAAUAACUCAAUUGGGCUCUUAAUAUUGAAGACAAAUCCGACAUGAUAUUCUCGGUAUUAUAUGACACAUGAGCCAGACUAUGAUGAUUGGCAUGGGAGUGUGUAUCCCUUUUAAAAAAAGAGUUUGGAUCCGCCUAUGAAUUAACAUAAAUGUCAGAGCGGGAGAGAUUGCGAAAACAGCGGCUCGUAUCUGAUCAUCUCGUGCAUUUAAGUUUUAAAUCGCAUCGCACAUAUAAACGAGUUUCGCGCAAAAAAAUCAUCAAGCAAAGAAGUUGCUAGAAUAAGUACGAUAAAAAGGAUUGUAGUUUAAGUUUAAGUAAGUAAUGCAUAUUCAAUAUACGCGCUACCUGGCUCGAAUGUUCCCAAUAUAAUAUCGAUCUUUUUUUUUCAAAAAGUUCUGUCUGAAAAAGAGUUUCAUUGAAUACCGGGAAAAUCUGAUCUAAAAUAUACACUUUUAUAUCGCUAUUUGAAUAUUUUCAUCGAAAAAAAAUGAAUUCUAUAAUAUAAGUAUAUACCCUUGGGGAUAUACUUAUAUUUUCCCAAGGGUAAAAUAAUAGAUCUUAAAUUGUAUGCUGUAAAACUUUACCACGAUUCAAAACAAAUUUGUUUGACAUUUCAUUGUCCCAUCUCGAGCAACGAGAUCUUCUUAACUGGCAAAGAGCGUGCAAUUGUGCUUUUCUUUCGUCUCAUCAUUAUAUAUUUUUGCUCUCCUUUUCUCUUCCCUAUUCCAAAUCAGCGAAGAGAAUUAUUCGACCAAUUUCUCUAAGCUUACAUUUUAAAUUUAAACUAAUGUUUACAAAAAAAAAAAUAUAUGUAUAUAUAUAUGUAUACAUAUAUUUCAAAUGUACAUAGCUAAACGAUAGCUUUAAUAUUACAAUACACGUAAUUACUUUCGAUCGUAAUUAUGUCAUGUAUUAAUCAAGGGGCCUUUUAUGUAUGAAUGAAUCAAAAUCCAUAUUACAAUAAAAUUUAAUCCAAAUGACAAAAAGGGGAUCAGGACCUAUGAUAAUAAUUCCCUAAUUGAAAUUUUCCUUUAAUUUUUCUCGAUCGACAAGGAGACAUAUCGUCUUUUACAAGGAAUAUAUCGAUAAUAAGGAAUUUAAUGAUAGGAUAAACUUAAGAGAAUUUGAAUAUGUAUUGAAGAAUAUAAAGUUUAUUCAUACAGAAA
Cataglyphis hispanica is the source of this 4877-nucleotide messenger RNA. RefSeq lists its product as uncharacterized. Gene Ontology annotation, cellular component: membrane. The record is from RefSeq and is a predicted model, not a curated record. Bases 340 to 879 code for a protein of 179 amino acids. Lineage: Eukaryota; Metazoa; Arthropoda; Insecta; Hymenoptera; Formicidae. The transcript is spliced from 4 exons.